Anopheles arabiensis is the source of this 1381-nucleotide messenger RNA. RefSeq lists its product as uncharacterized. The transcript is spliced from 5 exons. The coding region runs from base 305 to 1078 and encodes 257 amino acids. Lineage: Eukaryota; Metazoa; Arthropoda; Insecta; Diptera; Culicidae. The record is from RefSeq and is a predicted model, not a curated record.
UCUAUCGCACCGGUUCACUAUACAGCAUAUCCGGCUAGCAAAGGGCCCCCGAAAGCAUCCGAAACGGAAGUGUGGCGUGUAGUGUAGCGUUUCGCGCGUUAGUCGUGUUAUCGCUCGACAGAAACUAGCACGUGCCGGCAAGUGUAUAGUGCUGCUUCUGUACCGUAUGCGUGAUGCGUGCACUGGUUUGAUGUGUGGAAUAAUGUUGUAAGUAAGGUAAUCGGUGAAAAGUGAAUGUGAGAAAACCGGUGUAAAAUAUUGCAUCAAACAUCCAAAAAGCUUCGAAAAGUAAUUACAAACCAAAAUGAGGCCCCACAUCAAAAUGCAACACCACACCGCGAUGAUGCUGAGGAUAAUUGUUUUCGGUUACAUUUUCACCACCACCUUCUGCGAGCCUGGCAACACGUUGGCAGCCUUCCCCGAACCGGUCUGCGGACAGAUUUCCCAGAUGCUCGACGGCUGUUUUCACAACGUCACGCCUAACGCUACCGCCGAGCUGCUGCACACGGUGCAGAUUCCAGAAACCAUCGAGCAGAUCAACAGCCGCUGCCUGCUGUUCAAUCGGGGCAUGGACUGCGUGGAACGCUAUCUGGAUGUGUGCGUAGACGCGAAGGAGCGGUUCAUCAUCGACAGUGAGGUGUACGGUGCGAAGCGAUUGUAUCAGUUCCUGUGCCGCGAUCGAGCAUUCCAGCAAGAAUUUCUCUGGCACAAGGACUGCUUCCAGCUGGUGCAUCGAGAUCUGGACUCCUGCUCGAAACGGUUCGUCUCCAUUCUGAAGGAGGAAAUUGCCAAAACCACCGAACAGUCGCUCAACGAGCAGUACAUGCAUUUUUGCUGUGCUCGAUACGCGUACGAGAACUGCGUGUACAUCAGCGCCCGGUACAAGUGCAAACCGGACUCGGCCGUGUUUUUGCGCCGCAUCGCCAAGCUACUGUCGAGCGAUAAGCACUUUCUCAACUGUGAUAAGAUCGAAACCGAGGUGUGCUCGUCCGUUGGCCGGCCGGCUGCUCGAUGGUGGUGGUGGUGGUCGUCGUCGAUGGCCGCGCUGUUCGUAUUGUCGUUCGUCGUCAACGCUUAGAAGAGGCAUGUGGACAGGGUUUCGGAAAAUGUAAUCCUAUUUUCCGAAGCACCCGCUACAAAACCCCCGGUAACCUCGGUGAUCAAUCCAUCCAUUCAUUGUCACAUCCGGUAGGGUUCUUUUGCUUUUGCUUCAUGUCCACACUCGACCCUUCUUCUCCUCCUCCUUCUCCUCCUCCUCCUCCUCCAACUCUUGAACGAAUAGCUUGUUAUUGUAUUUGGACUUUUACAAUGUGUUACACCACCAUCGCUUCGCAGUGCGAGCUGGUGGGAAUAAAAAAAAGCAAAAUUUAACUCAAACUUU